UGGAAGAGGGCGGCGAAUCAAAAGUGUAAUUUUCCUACAAAAACCUGAAGCUUUCAGAAAUCCGUCCUUUCUCUCUCUACAAAUCUUCAACCGCUUGCCUUUCUCUGCAACUUGUACUCUCUCAAGCUAAAUUCACCAAAGCUUUCCGCAGUACAAUCAUAUAUUUACACAGCAUCUACAUACUUAUAUGUACUUUUUGCAAGUAUAAAUGAUAAUUUGUUAUAUAAUUUUAGUUCAUUCAUACUACCAGUAUACUCCCCAUGCAUCUGUACAUGUAAAUCAGAGUACAGCUAUGCUUUCUCCCUGUUUGGUCUCUGUUUAUUCAAUCCUCUGGCACCCGAGCAACUAUUGCCCAGCCUAAUAAAACUUGAUAUAACAUCUUAUAUCUUGUUCUGCGUGAAGAGAAAAAGAUCGAGAGAGAGGGGCAAUUAAGAAUAGGGGUUUGUCACAUGAUGCUGCUCCGACUUUCAAAUCCUAUGGGGUUCCUCAUGGCUCAACUGGUAUGCCUUUCUAUUACAAUUAUUUACAAUAUUUUCUCUUUUUCUCAUGAUUUUGAGUGGAAUUGCGAAAGAUGUUGAUUUUAAUCUUGUUUGUUUGUGUGUAUUUGUUUGUUUGUUUAAUCCCUGUGUUUUGUUUGGUUUUUGGUGUUUUGGGCGAUUUUCGUGUAACAUGUGAUACGCUUCGUUGUUCGCUUCGCAUACGACGAGGCAACUUGAUCGAUAGCAUAGCGGUGGUGGCCGAUGGUGGCGGUGACGACGGUUUCAGGACGGGAUCCGGUUUCAGAAAGGAAAACGCGCUAAUUGUGCCUUAAUUGAGGGCGGAUUCUUGGAAGAAGGCCGGUUUUCUUUUCGGACAUUAAAGUUUUAUUGUCUAAAUUUCCCCGGUCAUCUUGCAUGUCCGACGGUUAGAUAAUAAGCUUUCUUGAAUGAAAGAAUUAUCACGGUGAAUUGCCGAUUCUCGUUGAGAUUUAUUCUCAUUUUCAAAAAAAAAAAAAAAAAAAAAGUGUAAUUCUAGGAAUAAAGAAUUCGGUAAAGUUGUAUGAGAAGAUGAGUGGAGUAAUUUUCGCUGUAAUAAUAUUAUAAUAUUGGAGAAACGAGAGAUUCAAAGUGACAUACAUAUAAUAAUUACCUGCAAAAUCACUAUUCUAAAAAAAUUUCAUUUAUUUAAAAAUUCCUAGCUAACUUUUGAAUAUUUUUCCUGAUUUAUUGAUCGAAUUCGACUAAAAAGCCUUGUUCAUAAAAUAUUUAUAAUAUAAAUUCUGAAUUGAUAAAUAAAUCAGUUAUGCUGUGUUCACUUGGAUGGAAUGAAAUGAGUGGAGAAUGUAAUUAAAAAAAUAUAUAUAAAUUUUAAAGAGAAAAAAAAAAAAAGAUAAUAGCGACAAAAUAUGAAUGUAUUUUAAUUUUUUAUGACAAAGAUAGUAAAGAAAGUAGAUGCAAUUUCAUAGUCAAAACUUUUCAUUCUUGUUAAUAUAAACACAUGUAUAUAAUCACCAGCUCAAGAGCAGUGAUUUGACUCUAUGAUUCAACAACUACAUUAGCUUGGUACAUAACAUUAUCAACUCUGAUUAUAAAACUCAUGCAAGAGGUGACAAUGUAGAAAAGCCUUGGCAACUUUAAUUCCAAUCAUAUCAACUCAAACAACAACAAAACCAUCUCAGGUCGAAAAAAUGGCAGCCGAAGCAACAACCAGCACAUAUCCUAUCAAGACAAUAGUCCUUGUAGUCCAAGAAAACCGAUCAUUCGACCACAUGUUAGGAUGGAUGAAAUCCCUAAACGACAACAUCAAUGGUGUGACCGGAGGCGAAUCCAAUCCCCUAUCCGCCUCCGAUCCAUCCUCAGGACGCGUCUUCUUCGGUGACGGGUCUGGCUACAGCGAGCCAGACCCCGGUCACUCACUAGAAGCCACACAUCAACAACUCCACGGAGCAACCUUAACUUCUACUACUUUUUCUUCCAAUAGUACUGGCAGCAUUCGUGUUCCCACAAUGCAAGGCUUCGCUGAACAAGCCGAGAGUAUUAACAAAGGCAUGUCUGAUGUCGUCAUGAACGGAUUUAAACCAGAAAUGGUGCCUGUUUACAAGGAAUUGGUGCAGGAAUUUGCGGUGUGUGACAGAUGGUUCGCGUCGAUUCCAACACUGACGCAGCCUAAUAGAUUGUACAUACAUUCGGCUACUUCUUAUGGUGCUACCGAAAAUGAUACGAGUAUGUUGAUUAAAGGGUAUCCGCAGAAGACCAUUUUUGAGUCGUUGGAAGAAGGGGGUUGCAGUUUCGGGAUCUAUCAUCAGUAUCCUCCCAACACACUUUUCUUUAGGAAUAUGAGAAAGCUUAAGUACAUAGACAAUUACCAUCAGUUUGAUCUGCAAUUCAAGGACCACUGCGAAAAAGGGAAAUUACCAAACUAUGUGGUGAUUGAGAACCGAUAUCUUGACACUAAAUUGUUGCCUGGAAACGAUGAUCACCCUGCUCAUGAUGUUUCGGAAGGCCAGAAAUUUGUGAAACAAGUUUAUGAAGCAUUGAGAUCAAGUCCGCAAUGGAAUGAGAUUUUGUUUUUGAUUAUUUAUGACGAACAUGGCGGUUUCUAUGAUCAUGUCCCUCCUCCAAUCACCGGAGUGCCCAGUCCCGAUGACAUCGAUGGCCCUGAGCCGUAUAAAUUCAAAUUCGACCGGCUAGGAGUUAGGGUGCCUGUUAUUAUGGUUUCUCCCUGGAUCGAACGAGGAACAGUAUUGCAUGGGCCUUCAGGACCGUAUCCAACUUCAGAGUUCGAGCAUUCUUCAAUUGCAGCAACUAUUAAGAAGAUCUUCAAUUUAAAUGACUUUUUGACAAAGAGAGAUGCAUGGGCUGGCACUUUUGAAGGUGUUGUUAACAGGACUAGCCCGAGACAAGAUUGUCCAGAAAAAUUAUCAGAGCCUGUGAAGAUGCGCGAUUUUGAACCAAACGAAGACGAAGCAAAGCUGACUGAUUACCAAGGAGAAAUGGUGCAAAUGGCUGCAACACUGAACGGUGACCAUAACAAGGAUAUUUACCCUCACAAACUAGUCGAAAAUAUGACAGUUUCCCAGGCAGUUACAUACGUGGGAGACGCUUAUAAAGUGUACUGUGAGGAGUGCACCAAAGCUAAAGAAAGCGGAGCUGAUGAACAUCAUGUUGUGUCUUUUGAAGCUCUGCUUCCAAAAUCAUAUCCAAAAUCUUUUGGCCAGAAGUUGUUUUCGUGCUUGAUUUGUGAUAAUUAGAUUGAUUCAUUUGUUUAUGUUCAUUUUCUUCCUAUUUUUUAAAAUAAAAUUUUGUUGAUUUUCAGCUAGUAAUUGUAUCCAUAUCGUUUGAAAUGAUUGAAAUCAUGUGUUGCAUAGGCA
Molecule: messenger RNA, 3349 nt
Organism: Daucus carota subsp. sativus
Lineage: Eukaryota; Viridiplantae; Streptophyta; Magnoliopsida; Apiales; Apiaceae
Product: non-specific phospholipase C3-like
Exons: 5
Coding region: 1667-3229 (520 amino acids)
Biological process (GO): phospholipid catabolic process
Molecular function (GO): hydrolase activity, acting on ester bonds
Source: RefSeq, a predicted model, not a curated record